Ornithodoros turicata is the source of this 1692-nucleotide messenger RNA. Its product is annotated as serine/arginine repetitive matrix protein 1-like. The record is from RefSeq and is a predicted model, not a curated record. Bases 90 to 1520 code for a protein of 476 amino acids. Lineage: Eukaryota; Metazoa; Arthropoda; Arachnida; Ixodida; Argasidae. The transcript is spliced from 3 exons.
UACGCAAAUAUACCGACGUGCGCGCCGCUUCUUGUUUCCACCGGCGGCCCACCCAUCUCUUUACAAGGACUGACACGUAUGGCAUCACCAUGGCAAGCACCGGCAGGAAGUCUCCGAGAGGCGAAAGCGCAGAUGGCAAAGCGCAACAGCCACCUCAGUCAAAUUUCCAGAGGCUCUGGACGAAAUUCUUGGAGAAAAAGAAAGGUACUGGCCGUAAAGAAGAGCCUCCUCUUCCUGCAGCGUCCCCAAAGAAAAACAUCCGGUCCGCUCCUUCAUCGCCAAGCCCUACCCACAAGAUCGCCGGUUCUCCCAAGCCUAACCGAAGCAAGACAACAAGUACCUCAGCAAGACCUUCACCACAAUCGUCCCCGGACCCUUCAACAUAUCGCAAGCCCUUGAGAAGCACGAAAACCAUCACGUAUGCGACCACAAGGAACCGUCUACCUCCCAGGACAUCGCGAAGGUCACUGCCUUUACCGCCGGACUACAGUUACCGUUUCGUAGGUCCCUACUCGGCGACGUACCGAAACCGUUUCGGCACCUACAGCAGGAUAUCUAGCAGUCCUCCACUCAGAAGAAGAGUCGUGCCCCCCGCGAGUCCAACACGGUCCAGGAGUGGACAGGUACCUUCCGGACGCUUGAGUCCAGUAAGCCCUUCGCGAAUACGUCUGUACACGCUCUCAUGCGCGACCGCAAGUUCUGCAGCGAAGCAGCGGCCACCCGUGAGACAUUAUUCCCCACCGAGACCACCACCAUCUCCCCCGUCUCCUCCAUCUCCACCGAGGAAACACGCCUUGCCGACAUUUGCGAGUCCUACGAGAAGCUGGGAGGCCAAACGCGCGGUUUCCAUGCCUUCCGUGGCUUCCAUCGCAUCGCGCAAUGAGGGACGGUUCAGGAGACAGCAAGCGGCCAAAGCCAAGGAUUCUGGGAAAGAGAACAGUUCCGUGAGGAGAGUGCUACCGCAGAGCCCAACUGCGUCGCCGGUCACGGCGCAGAAGAGGGCUCCUGUUAGAACAGAGACGUUCAGGACCAGGAUAACGGAGAGAGGGAGAAACGCGAACAACGUACAGAGUAAGCUAACGAUAGCGAGGAGCAAAACUUUCUCGAAGAGCGACGACAGAUGUGAACCAUCGAAGAGAGAAGCUAUCAGGUCGUCUAGUGCUGAAAGGCAGAGAAAUAUGCCUUCUAUUAAGGUGACGCCACCUUCGCCGUCUGUUGCUAGGAAAUCAGGCAAUCAAUCCACUGUACGAAUCAGCACAAGUGGAAAGACUUCGCCUAUUUCAAAAACUUCCAAAACAAUCACGGUAACCAAGACCUCAAAGACGGUCACAGCAGAGGAGACGAAGCAUGAAGAAGAAAGCUCCGGCAAAGAUGACUUGGUCCUUAACGGACAACCGAAGCCAGAAGAGCCAACCGCGUCAACGAAACCGGCUUCCACCAACAUCAAGGAGAAGUCCAAGUCAAACGGAACGCUUCGAAGGGCAGCCAGCAGUUCGUCCGUGAAAACGACAGAACUUUAAGUGUUGUCCUCGUGAGACAUGACGGUGGUACAUGGUUUUGUGCCUCUGUAGGGCGCUUUGCGUGCUGCACGCCGUGCGACUUCUGUGUGGAGCGCUUCCUACAGGACAUGCUUUUAUUCUUCGGAAGUUUGUGAAGAAAAGUAGCAAGGCAAUAAGGAAGGUCGGAGUAAUC